Hyaloscypha bicolor E is the source of this 2250-nucleotide messenger RNA. RefSeq lists its product as uncharacterized. Bases 92 to 2086 code for a protein of 664 amino acids. Gene Ontology annotation, biological process: regulation of DNA-templated transcription; DNA-templated transcription. Gene Ontology annotation, molecular function: DNA-binding transcription factor activity, RNA polymerase II-specific; transcription cis-regulatory region binding; zinc ion binding. Gene Ontology annotation, cellular component: nucleus. Lineage: Eukaryota; Fungi; Ascomycota; Leotiomycetes; Helotiales; Hyaloscyphaceae. The record is from RefSeq and is a predicted model, not a curated record. The transcript is spliced from 6 exons.
UCCCGUUCCACUCGGAAUCUGAUUGAAAUUCCGAAGAAAUGUCGAAUUCAGCCUCCUUCAAAAAUCAAACUCCGUCUUCCUCACUUCAAUCAUGGAUUUCAUGAGCGACCCCGCUCGCAACAUGUCGGAUGAGGCUGGCACAGCUAUCUCCGGGAAGCGAAGGCUACGCCGCAGCUGCGAGUCAUGUCGAAACAGCAAAGGGAAGUGCGUUCCAAGUGGGCAGAAUGGGAGGUGCGAGAGGUGUGUCAAGGAGGGGCAGCAAUGUACCUUCCUCGAGGCCAAACCUCGUCCCAAACGGGCGAAGAAUUCCAGAACCCGAGUUGCUGAGAUGGAAGAGAGGCUCGAUGGUUUGAUGGCCUUACUUACUUCAAAGCAAGCGGGAGAGCAAGCAUCCCCAUCAGAAACGUCGUCCGCACCUUCUCAACCACCCAUAGCGUUGUCACCACCAGAGACAGGGCUCCAAGCCUUUACGCAUCCAAUCUCAUCAUCCGUUUCACUAGUUUCCUUUUCGGGUUCCGAGGACUUUAGACCACAGCAAUCACUGCCAGUAUUUGCAUUUCCAAACUUCGAUCAGUUCAACGAUGCAAUAUCUAAGGGACUGGUCUCGAUUACUCAAGCCGAGAAAUCCGUACGGUAUUUCCAGUCGAGAGCUUCACAUUUUCCAUUCGUUUUGGUGCCCCCGAAAUGGACUUUGGAUUCCCUCCGACGGGAGCGACCUUUCUUGCUCCUCUCAAUUCUUUCCUUUGCUGCGCACCACAACGAGAAGCUUCAACUUCGGCUUGAACUCGAGUUACGAGAAUCAUUAAGCAAAAAGGUUAUUGUUCACUGCGAGAAAAGUUUGGAUCUGCUUCAAGGGGUCUUGCUAUAUUUGGCUUGGUAUCAAUUCUACUUUGAACCUGACCGGGAACAAAUGUAUCAACUUUCGCAAAUGGCUGUUGCCAUGGCCAUUGAUCUUGGUAUCAAUAAGCCGGCACAGGACUGGGAGCCGAUAGAUGUCAAGGUCCUCAAAGCCAGACUCUUCUUACCAAAGUCUCCGGAAGAGCUUGAGGCGCAGAGGACUUUUCUUGGCGUCUAUUUCCUGACGACCACAAUCUGUCAAGGCUUGCGGAAGCCUAACAGUCUGGAAUAUUCCGAGUACAUGGAGACUUGUACCGAGUCAUUGGCUCGAGCAGCGAUUGCCGAGACUGACAAUCUUCUUCCAUAUUAUAUCCGAUUGCAACGACUUGCUGGGGAGAUUGACCAUGCAUUCGACUACAGUCAAAAUCUGAAACUACCUCAAUUAGACGUCAUACGAGUUGAGAUUCUCCGGAAAUCUUUUGAACAGCAGCUGAACCAAUUCGAAUUGACUUUCCCUGCACAUGUUUGGAAUAGCCCUUCUUUAACAAUGAAGUACUAUAAUCUUCGCAUAUAUGUGAACGAGAUCGGUCUCCAUGCCGUAAAGCCCUCUGAGCUGGAACCGCUGUCUACCUCGUGGUAUUACUCCACAGCCCGGAACGAAAUCCUGAUUCGUUGCCUACGGAACACCAAAGAAUACAUUGAUCGUUAUCUACUAUUAACUCCAGUAGACCUGGCCAGCCUCAAUCUGACCGACUAUAUUUCCCUCGUCUACGCAGUUUUAGUCCUUGGAGCUUUCUCAACCGGUGCAUACGAUAGCCAGAUCCUCAACAGCGCGGACAUGAAGGCCACCGUGAAUCUGGAUUACUACCUCGAUGCUCUCUCCGCGCAAGCCCUCCAACUCCUCGCUGCCUCGGAACCAGGCAGCAACAACUUCGUAAGCCACAUCUACAACCUCUUCCAGCAAUCCAAGAUAUGGUACUCUCAGAUGGUCAGAGACCCAACACCCGUCGGGCUUUCCAUCACUGGAAAACCGACUUUCUCCUUCAUGGAAAUUAUUCCAACGAUUAUGGUGCGGUGUGUGGACUUUUCGGUCAAUUUUGCGAGCGCGAAGUCGGACGUGUCAUCAGGAGAAGGAGGAGGAUCGGGUCUUUCAGAGGUGGGGAGUGAUGAGCAGUGGAGUGAGAUGUUGUCUAGUUGGGCAGCGAAUCAGGAUUUGUCGAACAUGGUGUUGGAUACUGGGAUGGGAUAGUGUAAAAUAUAGGCUUGUUUUCAAGCUGGGGCAGGCGUCUUCUUGGGGUCCAUAAGGCCUAUUCGGUCUCUCUGAAAUAAGUCGUUUCAGACAUAAAUAUACACUCUCGCCUCAAUUGGCUCUAGUUCCUCAUCAGAACCUCCCUCAUUCUUAAUACACAGUCU